Molecule: messenger RNA, 4013 nt
Organism: Alexandromys fortis (reed vole)
Lineage: Eukaryota; Metazoa; Chordata; Mammalia; Rodentia; Cricetidae
Gene: Pald1
Product: phosphatase domain containing paladin 1
Exons: 19
Coding region: 185-2689 (834 amino acids)
Cellular component (GO): cytoplasm
Molecular function (GO): protein tyrosine phosphatase activity
Source: RefSeq, a predicted model, not a curated record
CUGCCUGGACUCUGCGGGAGCUGCCUCCGCCCCCGGAUGGGCCGGGAGGGUGGGCGGAGCUAGCUGGAGCCCGCGCGGGCGCGCCGGCAGCCCGCCUCGGCGCCGGCAGUCCCCGGCCGCAGAGCGCGACGCUCCCCCAGCGCUGCGGCUGCCAGAUCUGGGGUCCUGAGGCCGCCGGCAGACUAUGGGUACAACGGCAAGCACAGCCCAGCAGACAGUCUCGGCUGGCUCCUCCUUAGAGGGCCUGCAGGGCAGCAGUACCAUGGAUGGGAGGCAUUCGCUCAGUGUGCAGUCCUUCCACACCACAAGCUUGCACAACAGCAAGGCCAAGUCCAUCAUCCCCAAUAAGGUGGCCCCUGUCGUGAUCACGUACAACUGCAAGGAGGAGUUCCAGAUCCACGAUGAGCUGCUCAAGGCCCAUUACAGGAUGGGCAAGCUCUCAGAUGCUACCCCUGAGCACUACCUAGUGCAGGGACGCUAUUUCCUGGUGCGUGACAUCACCGAGAAGAUGGACAUGCUGGGAACCUUGGGGAGCUGUGGGGCUCCCAACUUCCGGCAGGUGCGGGGUGGGCUCCCCGUGUUUGGCAUGGGACAGCCCAGCCUCUUAGGAUUCAAGAGGGUCCUGCAGAAACUCCAGAAGGACGGGCACAAGGAGUGUAUCAUCUUCUGUGUGCGGGAGGAGCCUGUGCUGUUCUUGCGUGCCGAGGAGGACUUCGUGUCUUACACACCUCGAGACAAGGAGAGCCUUCAUGAGAACCUCAGGGGUCCUGGGCCGGGGAUAAAGGCUGAGAGCCUGGAGCUGGCCAUCCGGAAAGAGAUCCACGACUUCGCCCAGCUGAGAGAGAACAUGUACCAUGUGUACCACAACACAGAGGACCUGCGUGGGGAACCGCACACCGUGACCAUCCGAGGUGAGGAUGAUGUGCACGUGACCGAGGAAGUGUAUAAGCGGCCGCUGUUCCUGCAGCCUACCUACAGAUAUCAUCGUCUUCCCCUGCCAGAGCAAGGGGCCCCCCUGGAAGCCCAGUUCGAUGCCUUUGUCAGUGUCCUCCGGGAGACCCCCGGCCUUCUGCGGCUCCGAGAUAACCACGGGCCUCCCCCUGCUCUCCUGUUCAGCUGCCAGUCAGGUGUGGGCAGGACCAAUGUGGGCAUGGUCCUGGGUACCCUCGUGCUGUUCCACCGCAGUAGAACCACCUCCCAGCCAGAGGCUGGGAACCGGCCUGGAGAGGCAGCAACUGCACCAGAGCCAUCCUUUCCCGGUGUGGUCACCACAGAGUUCAGUACUACAGAUAGACCACAGCUAAAUGGGAUAGACACGUGGAAGGACUUCCCGCCUGGCAGAACUGAAAGUGGUAUCCAGCAUGCUGUCCAGCAGAGGGCACUGCGGAGCUUGGAGCUAUACUUCUACCUGAUCCUAUUUAACUACUAUCUGCAUGAGCAGUACCCCCUGGCCUUCGCCCUCAGUUUCGGUCGAUGGCUGUGCAUCCACCCUGAGCUGUACCGUCUGCCCGUGCUGCUGAGUUCAGUGGGGCCCAUGGCCCCGGGGGACCUGAUCGCCAAGGACUCCCUGGAAGCUGAUGAUCUUGUUUCCCCGGAUGAGCUCGGCACUGUCAGAGAGAUGGACGUAGCCAACUUCCGGCGUGUACCUCGCAUGCCUAUCUAUGGCACCGCCCAGCCCAGUGCCAAGGCGCUAGGCGGCAUCUUGGCCUACCUGUCUGAUGCCAAGAGGAAGCUACGGCAGGUGGUCUGGAUCAACCUGAGAGAGGAGGUUGUAUUGGAGUGUGAUGGGCACAUAAACAGCCUGUGGCCACCCGGACCGACCCUGGCCCCUGAGCAGCUGGAGGCCCUGGAGACCCAGCUGAAGGCCCACCUGAGUGCUCCUGCUCCCAACACGAAGAACCCUACCACCCCCAGGUUCCAGAAGUGCCUGACCACGCAGGAGGUCUUCAGCCAGCACCGGGGGACCUGCCUUGGCCUUACCUACCACCGCAUUCCCGUGCCAGACUUCUGCGCCCCCCGGGAGGAGGACUUUGACCGACUGCUUGAGGCCCUGCGGGCUGCUCUCACCAAGGACCCAGGCACAGGCUUUGUCUUCAGCUGUCUUAGUGGCCAGGGCCGGACCACGACUGCCAUGGUGGUGGCCGUGCUGACCUGCUGGCACAUUGGGGGCUGCCCCGAGGUGGGCGAGGAGGAACUAGUGAGUGUGCCUGAUGCCAAGUUCACCAAGGGCGAGUUUCAGGUGGUGAUGGAGGUGGUCCAACUGCUGCCCGACGGCCACCAUGUGAAGAAGGAGGUGGAUGCAGCUCUGGACACCGUCAGUGAGACCAUGACGCCGAUGCACUACCACCUUCGGGAGAUCAUUAUCUGCACCUACAGACAGGCGAAGGCCACCAAAGAGGCGCAGGAGGCUCGGAGGCUGCAGUUGCGGAGCCUGCAGUACCUGGAGCGCUACAUCUACCUGAUUCUCUUUAACGCCUACCUCCGCCUGGAGAAGGCCAGCUCCUGGCAGAGGCCCUUCAGCACCUGGAUGCGGGAGGUGGCAACCAAAGCUGGCAUCUACGAGAUCCUCAACCAGCUGGGCUUCCCCGAGCUGGAAAGCACAGAGGACCAGCCCCUGUCGAGGCUCCGCCACCGCUGGCAGGAGCGGAGCCGAGACCCAGAGCCCUGUGACGCUGGGGCCUUCCUGUAGGCCACCAUCUUGCUCCUUGCCAGGCAGACCCGGGGCCUGAGGUUCUCACUGCUUCAGAUGAACACUUGCCAGCUUCCUGGAGAGAUUAAGGGGCUGAGAGCCUUCAGAAGGAGGUUUUUGUAGGGUGUAUAGACGGCACAGCCAUUCUCUGUAAACCCUUGGGGUGUGUAAUGGCCUCUGGCGAGGCCCAGCAUGUGUACCUCACAGACCAGCAGGGAGCGCGCUCCCCACACAGCCAGUCACCACCGCUGUCUUCUCACAGUCAUCAGACUGCCUAGGUGGGCAGCAGGCUGGCCAUGUUUGCUUUUUCACUUCCUUCCUCCGGCUGGCUUGCUCUUGCUUCUCAAUCUUUCAGCCUAAGUAGCUGCCUGAGGUAGGCGAGGGGGAUGAACUGGGCAGGUCCAUGUUAAAGGCAGCUCGGCCCAGCUCCUCCUGGCUCAUGAGUAUUGCCAGCCUGGAAGACAAGGAGGAUGACUCCAUCUCUCUUGUCUUCCUUUCCCCACUUCCUUCUCUAGGCUGGCAGAGGUAGAAGUUCCCGGGAGUUGGAAACAUCAGGGAGAUCUUCCCAGUGUGGGGAAAGAGCCUGUGGAGGCCAGUGAGGGAGUGGGGAGGGGGAUCAAGGCUGACUCUUGGACAGUGGAGGGUGGGACAGGCCCGUGUUGGCUUGUCGGGCCUCAGAUUCCAGGCCCACCCUCGCCAGGAUCCCCGAGCUGCUUCCUUGGACCCAGCUGAGUUAUGAGUGGUAUUGUUCACACAGGAAGAAGGUGCACAUGGAGGGCUGUGUUUGGUGAGUCUUGGCUGGGAUUGCAGUUUGCCACAUACAGCGGUUGCACACCUGGGAGGCUGGUUACCUGUCUGACUCUCUGGGGAUAGGGAUGAGUCCCUGGGCUCCUGUCCUUCAGCAGGAAGAUGGAAGGACCUGUCAGCUGUUAGCUAUGAUACUCAAAGAGGCCAAAAUUGUUUCCAGCCUGGGGAAGUAGUGACCCUCUUCGCCGGCUCCUUUUGCGAGCUGCUGUAUGUCUGUUCGCGGCCUCUCAGGUGUCUGUUUUCUGCACGUCAGUUAUUUUCAGAGAAGUAGCCAUGGAGUCAGAGGCCAGAGGGGGCCCCUUCACACUCUCAUGCUUGGCACUGACUGGGAGAUAUGCUGGGACCACUGGCGGAUCACUGUUCCUCCCUGCCUCAGUUUCCCCAUCUGUAAAAUGGGAGAAUAAUACUUGCCUACCUACCUCACAGGGAUGUUGUGAGGAAUACCUUAUGUUUUUUUUUUGUUUUUGUUUUUGUUUUUUUGUACAGAGCUUUGGAGCAUUAAAAACAGUAUAAACAU